Messenger RNA from Owenia fusiformis, 1014 nucleotides. NCBI's taxonomy places the organism in Eukaryota, Metazoa, Annelida, Polychaeta, Sabellida, Oweniidae. The record is from the annotation of a GenBank genome assembly.
AAAUCUAGAUCUCAGUGGAAGUGGAAACAAUAUCAGAAGGAAGUAAACAGUAUGGCUCUUCAAGAAACUGAACAAAGUCCCCAUAUAGAAAACAUGGAUGAAUUUGAUGCUCCUACUAUGAUGGGAUCGGCAUAUUGCUCACAACUUACAGAAGAGCAGUUCAACCAACAAGGAGCAUCAGAGACAGAAAAGGCACUUAUGCAACUCAUGUCCCACCUUGACAAGAACCCAUCUGUAUACAAGAAACUUCUUGAGAAGAAGAAGCAAGAAGAUAUAGAAAAUGCAGGUGUCAUGUCAUUCAUCAAGGCAAAGUUUCUGUCAAGUGUACAAGGAGAGAGUUAUGAAGGCAAUAAAGUCACUGAGCAAGAAACAAUAGAAAAACUGGAUGAUUUAAAAGAAAAUAUGGUGAAGGCAUUCAACUAUGCACAGGAAUCUAAAGGAACCCGCUUUUCAAAACGCUUAGCAGCAAAGAGAACCACAUCACAAACUUCCAUUAAAAGUGUGGGCAAGUCCAGGCCAAAGAAACAGAAAUCUAAAACCAGAAUUCCUCCUCCACCUCCAGCCUUACCCCCAAGGGGUCUCGCGCCACCCCCUCCACCGCCCCCACCUUUGCCUGUAGCGGUGACACCUUUGAAAGAUAACAAGAACAUUAUGACAUCCACCCCAGCAGCAAAAGGCAGCAAACCUUUACAAGUAUGUAGUGGUCCAAGUACAAGAGCAAGUGUCCAUUCAGAAAUACUCCAAUCAAAUCCUUUGAAACGUCUCAAAUCAACAACAGCUCUGAGGUCUCCUGGUGGUACGCCAAUAAAACAAAAAUCCACUCCGAGAGGAAGUCUAGAUGGGUCGCUGAAUAUAAGUGGGUUUGAUCACGAGGAACCAUUGAUGAGGUCAUUCCUAAAGAUCAUGCACCAAAAGUUCAGAAAUAUAAGAACCCCAAGUCCAGGUCCUAGCUCUAGUAGGAAUAACAGUGUUUUAAGUCCACUGGCUUACAGUCCUGGUGAUUUUAGUCCAUAG